Canariomyces notabilis is the source of this 960-nucleotide messenger RNA. RefSeq lists its product as uncharacterized. The transcript has a single exon. Lineage: Eukaryota; Fungi; Ascomycota; Sordariomycetes; Sordariales; Chaetomiaceae. The record is from RefSeq and is a predicted model, not a curated record. Bases 1 to 960 code for a protein of 319 amino acids.
AUGCGGCAGGUAUUUACUGGAAACAUUCCGGCUACCAACGGCACGACAACCGUCAGCGACACCUUCACCAUCAAAGGCACCUAUUGCGCUCCCCAUGAUGUCAAGGCGAGGGACACACUGGAGGUUUUCGUCCACGGUGCCAUGUACAACAAGUCGAUAUGGGCAGGCAUGGGAUUCCACGGCCCAUACGAUUGGCACAAGUACGCCAACUCGAGGGGAUACGCCACCCUUGCCCUGGAUCGACUAGGCCACGGCGACAAUCCUCAACACCCCGAUCCUCUCAGCGUGGUGCAAGCACAGAUGCAUGUCGAAAUCCUGCACCAAAUCAUUCGCGCCGCCCGCACUGCGAGCUCCCCGAUCAACGUGCUAGGGCGGGCCUUUAACAAGGUGGUUUACGUCGGACACUCCUAUGGCUCAGCCCUGGGCGCUGCGCUGGGCACGCAGUACCCUGCUGACGCCGACGCCCUGGUGCUCACCGGGUACAGCAGCUAUGUUGACUUCUCGUUGCUCGCCGCGGCCGACUUUUCCAGCGCUGCCACGUCCGACCCAGCUCGCUUUGGCGGCCUGCCCGCGGGCUACGUGACCAUGACCAACGAGACGCAACACAGAACGGCCUUGUUCUUCCCAGGCGGCUACGACCCUGCGAUCCCGCCCGUCGAUUUCGCCUACCGAGACACCAUCACCGUCGGCGAGAUUGGGUCGCUGCCGUCAAUGUUGGGUGCCGCGGCUGUCAAUUACACGGGCGCGGUCCUGGUUACUACGGCCGUGCAGGACGCCUACUUCUGUGAGGGUGAUCAGGCGCAGUGUGAAGCCCAUCUUGCAGCCACAGGAGACUGGUUUCCCAAUGCCGUCCACUACGACUAUAUCGCGCCCGACAGCACGGGGCACGACCUGACGCUUCACUACACGGCCCGGGAUACUUUGAAGAGGGUCCAUGCAUGGCUUGAUGCGAAGUUGUAG